Molecule: messenger RNA, 1458 nt
Organism: Paramecium tetraurelia
Lineage: Eukaryota; Ciliophora; Oligohymenophorea; Peniculida; Parameciidae
Exons: 2
Molecular function (GO): calcium ion binding
Source: RefSeq, a predicted model, not a curated record
AUGAUUAAACAAUUAAUUUCAUCAAUAAUUGAAUGUGAAAAAUCAUUGGAAAACAUAAGAAUUGAAUUAAAUUAAUAGUCCCUAUUUUCUCUCAAACCCAUCAUGCACAGAUUGGACUCAAAUAAUUAAGGACAUAUUACUUCAUACGAUAUCCUUCAGUUUUGCUAAGAUAACGAUAUUUCUUGCCAGCAUUAUGACGCUUUCCUAUGCCUUAAAUAUUUGGAUGUCAACAAAGAUGGCAGAGUUACUUUUGAUGAUCUUGCUAUUUAAAUACUAUCAAAAACUAAUCGUGAAAAAAGAUUUGUAGCUGCAAUCAGAGAGCCUUACUUUAUUGAAAAAUCAAUGUGUCUGCCUGAAAUUAUAGAAACUGGGCUUACUUACUACUUUGGAGAAUUAUUAAUUUAUUUAAGAGAAUAAUUGGAAAUAAAAAAGAGUUUAGAAAAAGAAAAUUUUAAUUACUUUAAACUCUUUUCAUAAUUAGAUUAGAAUAAUAAUGGAAUCAUUCACAUAAAUGAAUUUUUAAAAUACUUUAAUUUGACUCAAGAAGAUGCAAAUUAUUUUUAUAUGAUGGGCAAUCAUAAUGAGACAAUCGAUUAAAUUAACUUAAUGGAUAUCUUUGUCAUACCACAGUUGGAACAUGAAAAUAUUAAACAGGAAAAAGCCUAAUCACCAUUCAAGAAAAAUGCAUUUUAAUAAUUCACGUAUUAAAAUGAAGAUUCAUUUCAAUCUCCUGAAUAGAGAUCCACUGUUAAAUAUAAACAAGCUUAACUCAAACUACUAAAUAGUGAUUAAACCCAUAGUAAUACCAGUAGCAAAUUUGUAGAUGAAUUAACAAAGAAAUUAUAAGAUUUUACAUUCACUCCUAAAUCAAAUAAGACGACAUGUAAUAUUGAAAUAACCAGUUUCGAUAAAUUUGCUUACUAAUUAUUGUAUCAAUUGCUUCUUAAAUGUAAAUUUCUUUAAAAAACACAGUAAAAAUUGAUUCAGAGACAUGACUUUUGCUGUAAGUGGAUCUUCAAAGUAUUUGAUUGUGAAAAUAAAGGAUUCAUAACAGAGGAAGACUUCCUUUCAGGUUUUAGAAAAUUAAGAAUCCAAAUCAAAGGUGGACCAAGAGAUCUAAUAUUAAAUUAUGGCUAGGACUUUAAAAUAAAUUAUGAACAAUUCAAGAAACUAAUCUAUUUUGAAAAUGAUGCUGAUAUUGAUGAAAAUUCAUAGUUUAACCCAUAAAUUUUCAGCAAUGUUACAAUUGAUUACAUCAGACAAUUGUUAUAGGAAUAGAUCGAUAUAGAAUCAUUUAAAAAAAGCUAUGUUUAAUAUAUACUAAAGAAGGCCAAUAAUAAUGAUGAGUCUAUUAUUAUUAAAAAGUAAAUUCAAGAACUAUUUAAUAAAUACAAUGCCUUUCCCAAUGAUAGAGAAUUAGCAAUAUUAACAAACUAAUUGCAGAAUUUAUAUUUUUGA